UAUAGGUAUUUUUGUUACUCUUUUUUCAUUCUUCUUAUAGAUCUUUGGUGGGAAUCCUCGUACACUGCCUAUAGAGAUGACCCACAUCUUCAUAUCACCAUUUCAAACUACCUAAACCUUCCCUUCUCUCUCUCUCUCUCUCUUCUUUCUUCAAGUCAAGAUCAGAGCAUGCCUGAAUGUCCAAAGAAAGAGAGAGAUUCGAAGAGAUAGCGAAGAAGAUAAAGAGAGAAACCGAUGUAUCAUCAAAUAUUCCUCCACAACAAAUCAUGGGGAGACGCCAUUCCUUGCAGGCUCCUCCAGGGAUACUCAACACCAUUACUCCAUGCGCAGCCUGCAAGCUCUUAAGAAGAAGAUGUGCUCAAGAAUGCCCCUUCGCCCCCUACUUCUCGCCUCACGAGCCUCAUAAAUUCGCCUCGGUUCACAAGGUUUUCGGUGCUAGCAAUGUCUCGAAGAUGCUCAUGGAAGUUUCCGAGAACCAUAGAGCAGAUGCUGCGAACAGCUUAGUUUACGAAGCGAAUGUGAGGCUUCGAGAUCCUGUUUAUGGGUGCAUGGGCGCCAUUUCGUCCCUACAACACCAAAUCCAAGCCUUACAAAUUGAGUUAAACGCGGUAAGAGCUGAGAUCUUAAGACACAAAUUUAGAGAAGCUAGUAAUAUGAUUCACUCUUCUCCUCAACCACAACAACAACAACAUGUGUCUUUUCUUUCAUCUUCGGCCGAGGUCGUUUCGGUUGCCGUUCCACCACCGCCACCGUCUCUACCGCACAACGCUUCUUCCUCUUCCUCCCCCUUGUACAACCGUCCCACAGUGGCAACGGAUUAUAAUACUAUUUCAAGCAACGAAAAUGUUACCUACUUUGUUAGUACUACAAGUACCGAUCAUCAAUUGAAUUCUUAGAGAAACGCAAAUUUACAUGGAAUAAGAUUGAAAGAAAAAAAGUUCGAGUGAAUCC
This is a messenger RNA of Cucurbita maxima (winter squash), 951 nucleotides long. RefSeq names its product LOB domain-containing protein 15-like. The transcript has 3 exons. Lineage: Eukaryota; Viridiplantae; Streptophyta; Magnoliopsida; Cucurbitales; Cucurbitaceae. The coding region runs from base 177 to 896 and encodes 239 amino acids. The record is from RefSeq and is a predicted model, not a curated record.